Trypanosoma grayi is the source of this 531-nucleotide messenger RNA. RefSeq lists its product as hypothetical. The coding region runs from base 1 to 531 and encodes 176 amino acids. The record is from RefSeq and is a predicted model, not a curated record. The transcript has a single exon. Lineage: Eukaryota; Euglenozoa; Kinetoplastea; Trypanosomatida; Trypanosomatidae.
AUGGGCAUUGUACAGGGCGCGCUGAAAGGUUUUCAGGCAAUAAAUGUGGACGUCCAAUUCCUGAAGGCCUCUGGUGUGGGUAUUCUAUCGGUUUUGAAUAUGGCUGUGUUCGCCAAUGUGGUGAAGUGGGGUGGCAACUGUGCUCUCUUCUCUGCAGCGUUCUGUAUGGGCGACAGGUUGGCCACGGUGGUGAAGUACAGAGUUCUCCCGCCGCAUGAUGCGCAGCAGCGCAGCACGUCGAAUUAUGUUGUUGGCCUUUCCAUGUCAGGCGGAACGGUGGGCAUCCUGCCGUGGUGGAUCCUUGGUGACACGAAUCUCGCCCUCCGUCUUGGUGUGUCAGGUGCAUUUGUUGGUGGUUUCUUGGGUCUCUGUGUGGGAACCGUCCUUAGCCGCCUCGUGGCGCUCAACACGGCACGGCUAGAGGCGACGAACAGGGAGCUGCGGCGCUACGAGGCGCUGAUGUUGCGCCAACGCAACUGGGCGGAAGGAGAGCGAGCGAAGCUGAGGAGUCAGACACUUGUGUGGUGGUAA